AUCACCGGGCAGACUUUGCAGUUGAUCCUAGGGCUUAGAUUAGGUGGGCAUAUGGGAUUGAACACUGCUUGUAUAAAAGGCAGGAAAGAUCUUUAUUAACUAUGGAUGCUGAAGGGAAAGCUUUUGCUUUCAGAAUCCCAGGCAGAAUCUAAACUGCUUUUUCAAAUUCUGAAUCAACUGUCCUGUCUUCAUCCUGCAGAAAAGACCAAAGGAAGGAGAGCCAUGGAUUACUAUAGAAAGUAUGCAGCUGUCAUUCUGGCCACCUUGUCUAUAUUUCUGCAUAUCCUCCACUCCUUCCCAGAUGGGGAGUUUAUCAUGCAGGGUUGUCCAGAAUGCAAGCUGAAAGAGAACAAAUACUUCUCCAGGCUAGGAGCUCCCAUUUACCAGUGCAUGGGAUGCUGUUUUUCAAGAGCAUAUCCUACUCCACCAAGAUCAAAGAAGACCAUGUUGGUUCCAAAGAACAUUACAUCAGAGGCCACAUGCUGUGUGGCCAAAACGUUUACAAAGGCCACGGUGAUGGGCAAUGCAAAAGUGGAGAACCACACAGAAUGCCACUGCAGUACCUGCUAUUAUCACAAAUCUUAGCUAUUUCCCCAAGAACUUUGUGGACGAUUCUUGACCUCACUCAACGAAAAAUCAAGUUGUCCAGCUUUUUUAGUACUGCUAUGUGAAAAGUCUGGUUUUCUUUCUGGACCAGCUUAACAUAUUAUAAUAUUUGUGCCAGUUGGAUUGCCUCUGUCCUUUCCCUCAUAGAUGAAUAACAUUUUAGCUCUUUUCACUUGAAGUGAAAAAUAGAAUUUAACUUCAUAAUCAAAAGUUGGUUCUAUUGAAAAUAAAGUAUGUAUUGAAUCAUCAU
This is a messenger RNA of Sarcophilus harrisii (Tasmanian devil), 856 nucleotides long. It is a transcript of the gene CGA, whose product is annotated as glycoprotein hormones, alpha polypeptide. Gene Ontology annotation, molecular function: follicle-stimulating hormone activity. NCBI's taxonomy places the organism in Eukaryota, Metazoa, Chordata, Mammalia, Dasyuromorphia, Dasyuridae. Gene Ontology annotation, biological process: thyroid hormone generation; positive regulation of steroid biosynthetic process. Gene Ontology annotation, cellular component: extracellular region; follicle-stimulating hormone complex. The record is from RefSeq and is a predicted model, not a curated record.